GAUCUCUCUUUGACAACCUUCUUGACAAGACUGCAUCACACCGAUCACCUGCCAACCACAUCUGCAGCCGCGGACCAAGCCUCUCACGUCAACCGACAUUCCGCGCCAGUAAACAGGCAUCAUGGUGUUGCGCAGCAGCGACGACGCACACGUCAUGUCCAAGUUUGUGAACUUCACGCAGGCGACCCCUGAAUCAAUCUCCCCCACCCCCGAAGCCUCAAUGACCCGCGAGAACCGUCACGCCUACAAGCGUCUUGAUACUGACACCUUCAACGCCCUCGACGUCGAAACGCCCCGCGUGAACCGUCGCGCUCACAAGCAUCCUGAAGUUGAUUCCAUCAACGCUCUUGAUAUCGAAGCACCUCACGAGAACCGUCGCCGUCAGAGGCUGUCAUUGCGUCGUCGCAACGAACCCCACAUGGAGAGUGAUGACGGAAGCGAUGAGUACGACAACAACCGCCAGAACAAAUCCACUAUGUUGGCACGCACCAAGGACGCGUACCCAGAGGUCCCAGACCUCGGAGAUGGCUCUGACGACACAGUCACACGCCGUACUUUGACGGGUACUGGCAAGCGUAAGCGCCACAUGAUUACAGUUGUGGAUGACGACGAGGAAGAGUCCGACACUUCUGGUGGUCAUCGCGAUCCUACUCCCGACCCUUCCCCUCGUCGUCCUGGAACUGGUCGCCUUCCUCCUCCAUCAUACAACACAACUAUGGGACGCCACAACCGUGAAGAGUCCGCAUUGUUCAUGACCCCGGCUCUUGAUGACAGCCGCACAUCUUCCGUGACUAGCGCACCUUCCACCUUGGUGAAACCCAAGCCUAAGAGCUACGCUGCCGAGAUGAAGGAGCGCAUGCUCGCUUCCGGUCGUGGCGGCUUCGGUAUCAGCGCAGGCCGCAAGAACAGUCCGGCCAAGAACGAGGAAAACAUCAUGAUCAAGGACCUCCGCCAGAAUGAGCGCCUCUCGUGGGAUGAAAUCGCCAAGCAACUGAACGAGCGGCGUGUCGCCAACGGCCAGCAGACAGGCCUGACUGCUGCGUCUGUCUACGGUCGUUUCGUUCGCAAUGCCCCCCUCAUCGCAGAGAUGAACGGCGAGAACGACUUUGACGUCCAAGACCACAUGCACUUGCAGGAGCAUCGCAAGCGCGCUAAGCACGCUGGCCCUGCUGUCGACAGAGACCCGGCCGAGCGACCCAUGCCUAUCUUCAGUGAGGAAGACGACCGCAAGCUUUGCCUUGCAGUUCAGCACGUCGACAAUGAUCGCUGGAACGCGAUCGCGGCGGAGUUCAAGAAGAGCGGUGGCUUCGCCAUCACGCCGUACCAGGCCGCCAAGCGCUUCAAGAUGAUCUAGGU
Molecule: messenger RNA, 1356 nt
Organism: Aplosporella prunicola CBS 121167
Lineage: Eukaryota; Fungi; Ascomycota; Dothideomycetes; Botryosphaeriales; Aplosporellaceae
Exons: 2
Coding region: 122-1354 (410 amino acids)
Source: RefSeq, a predicted model, not a curated record